Molecule: messenger RNA, 5053 nt
Organism: Podarcis muralis (Common wall lizard)
Lineage: Eukaryota; Metazoa; Chordata; Lepidosauria; Squamata; Lacertidae
Source: RefSeq, a predicted model, not a curated record
UAAAAAUCUAUUUUUGUUCAGAAAGCUAUGACCCUUGUCUCAUGGGCUGGACACAGAAGCAGCCUUCCUUUGGUCCACUUCUGCAAUCACUUCUUUCUCAUGUUCACCGGGCAGGACACAAACAUCAAGGAGAAACCUGUGGGUGACAAUGGCCUUAUUCCUGCAUUCCACAAUCUUGCUCCUCUCCAGAUGUUUUGGACUACAAAUCCCAUCAGCCCCAGGGGGUACAGCUUCCUUACCCUAUCAAGCGCCCAAACCCGGCAUGUUUGAUCCGCCGGCUGCUGCUGUUGCUGCUUGCAAGCUCCGGGACUCCGGCAGAGCCCGGGCGAAGGAUGGAAGAGCAGCCCCGAGGCUCCUAAGAAGGCAUUAAAAAGCGAUCUCCGAGCGAAGAAGCGCGCCCGGCGUGUUUGGAGAGGAAUCCAGAUAAUAAUAAGAAUUAUUAUUAUUAUUUUUGCAAGGGGUGGGAGACGCAUCGCCCUCCUCUUUCCUCUCUCCCUCCCCCCCCCAUCUCCACCAUGGAAGAUGGUGUGAAGGAGGAGACCCCAGAGAAGCCAAAGUGUCCUACUAAAGCGGAGAAAGCUGGCUGGAUCAGGAAGAGCAGUGCAGGCCUCUUUGGUCUCUGGAAGGAGCGUUACAUCCAGCUGUGCAAAACCAAACUGUUAGUGUACGAAGAUGAGGAUGAACAGAAGUGUGUCGAGACUGUGGAGCUGGAACGGUACGACAGGUGCCAAGAGUUGCGUGCCCUCCUGAAAAGGAAAAAUCGGUUCAUUUUAAUCCGGUCUCCGGGUCACAAGGUGCAAGAUAUCAAAUUUCAGGCAUCCAGUGGGGAAGAAAAGGAGUCGUGGAUGAAAGCUCUCAAUGACGGCAUCAACCGGGGCAAAAACAGAAUACUGGACGAGGUGAAGGUUGAUCCAGACCUGUCUCUGGAACACGUGACACGAAACAGAGCAAAACUGGCUCAGGGCCGUCGUCCACCAACCAGAUACCAUCUCAAAGAGGUUGCCAGUGGGGUGUCAGAUGGGAUCCUGAGGCUUGACCUGGACGUACCAGACAGCGGCCCUCCAUCCAUCAUGGUGGACACCAGCGAGGCUGCUGACGUUCCUCUUCCGAAGGAGACUCCCAAACCACCCAUGCCACCUACGAAACCGCCUAUGCCUCCUUCGGAGAAGCCAAGCACUGACUCCGUGCCCAAAGAUGUAGAAGCCAAGAAACCCCCCAUGCCUCCUGCGAAGCCCCUUAAGGAAACCGCAGCACCCGGUGACAACGCAGACUCUGCGGAAGAUGUUGCUGCUACAGGCGAUGACGCCGAAGAACCUGAAGCCACCCUAGAUGGAGAGGACCUAACGGAGGCCCACAAAAACAAUCCCAAAGUUCCAGUUCCUCCUCUAAAGAUCUUAUCUGAUAAGAUGAGGGUGACAUGGGACAGUCCAGCUACCGAGCAGCUGGAGGACGAGGCCGUUGAUCUGUCUGUGCACGGAAGUAAAGAAAAUUUAUCCGAAGCAGCCAAGGAGACACUGAAACCUCCAGCUCCUCCUCCUAAGGUUCUGUCGGAGAAGUUGAGAGCCAGCAUGAAAUUGAACAGGAACAGUUCAGAGGUGGAUUCUUCUGAAGGUGGACGCCCACCUGAUGUCCCGAACGGUGAAAGCCCCGGUGUUGCUGGCGAUGAAACCUCUGAGACUGUUUUCCAAGAUGGAGAGGAGCAGGGAGAAGCUUUGUCAGAGCAAGAAGCAAAUAAGGAGAGUUUGGACUUGGCGACUAAAGAUCAGCUGCCCUCCUUGCAACCUGAAGGAAAUCCUCCAGUUCCCAAGCCUCGCUGUGCCUCCGUAGGGGACCUGCUCUUGGAACCAGCCAAGAAGCCCCUUCUGGGACCACUCCUCCAGCGGGGAGCUGCCUCCAAAGUGGCCCAGAUGGAGAGGAAAGUGGCCAGUGAGCAGGAAAGAACAGAGAAACUUCUGAAGGAGGUUUUGCGGGGGGGAUUUGAACAGGCCCAGGAUGGCAGCAACGGGCCUCCGAUCUAUGCUGAGACGUUGCUCAACGAGGCGGCAAAGCAGCUCCAGCAAGCCUCGCAGGUCUUGCAAGAGAUCAGAGAUUUAGGAGAACUGAAAAAGGAACCGGCUGAGCUUCGGAAAGGGGCGCAGAAGGAUCUAGUGACUCUGUAUAGGAGAAGUGCUCCCUGAAAGGAAGGCGCUUCUGCUUUUUGUGGCUUAGCUGAAAUGUUGCCAUAUCGCAGCACAACUUUCCACUAUUCCGCUAGGUCGGUGUUUUGAAAACGGGGGGAUGUCAUCUUGCUGCGCACUGCUAAGAAGGAGGGGGGAAACGUAAUUUUAAAGUAUCGCUCUGAUGAGCUGAAGCUGUGGGCUGGAACCCCCUGGUGGGUCAGGUGACAGCAGCAGGGGGGUUAAGAGGACAAGGGAAGGGCUUCUCUCUGCUCUUUUUCUUGCUCUCUUGGAGACCCAUUGCAGCAGUUCUGCAAGCAGCAACUGAAAGCCUAGAUCAUCUGAUGGUUAUUUACUUCCUGGCAAGAGAGUAGAGGGAAAACAGGGAUGGGACACCUCCUGAAACCCACCUUUAAUAGCCAUUUGUCCUGACCCACAAGAUUCUUGCAAGUGGAAGUGAUAACACAAACUCUAGCACAUGAGAAUCUCCAUAAACCUACCAGCUAAAGCAGGUGGUUGGUCUGAAGUUUGGGAACUGCCAGUUUAUGGAAACAGGGUGUGAAGAGUCACUAACUACUUGCUGUGAGACUCCAGUCAGAGACUUAAGCAAGCACUUAGGGGACGUGGAUAGUAACCUUAUUGCAUUCCAGCAAUGGCAGAAUUCCUAUGCUUGCCAGGCUAGCCAUCCACUGCAAAUUGCAGAGGAUGGGGUGCAUGGCACUCCCCCACAGGAAGCCAGCGCAUGCACAGCUCUCCCUAACUCUCUUUUGUUUUUUAAUGUGGAGAUGACCUUACUGUGUGUUCUGUUAGAUGCGCAGUGAAGGAGGAGAGGGCAUGCACCUUCAUUCCCACCACGCAAAUGGUGCAGCAGCUUUGGCAACCAUAUGAACAAGGGGCUAAUGUUAGGAAAACGACCCUUGCAAGACCCAUGAGCAUAGGCACACACACCCAACCCCCAGUAUUACUUUUUCUACACACCUGCUCCCCCUCCCCAAUGAAAUUAAUGCUAUCCAUUUCCAGGACUCGUGAUAUCAGAAUAACUUACUUUCAGUUCUGUUUAGUUGCUUUUUUCUCAUGCGAGCUCUUCUUGCACUCUGGGGCCUGAAGUGUGGGAACCUCGUGCUUAACAUUUUCCUCAGAUGCUUCUUUUAACAUUCACAUGUCAUUAAAAAAACAACAACAAUUGUGCGGGCAUUAAAUUGGCACCACAUUAAUAAACAAGCGAAUGGUGACUAAUCGUUUGCAGUGCAGGCUAGGUGGCAGGAAACAGUGGUACUUAGUACCUAUGACCCUGGCUGGCUUUCCUGGAGGAGGCCCCUUACCCACAGCCCCUCAAAUGGCCAGCUAGCAAAGCCUUGCCAUGGAUUUCAUUUUCUCUGUACACUGGCAAGCAAGCGGGGUGGCGUGGAGGCAGAGAAGGAUGCAUCAGUUUUCAUGGGAGGAAGAGAGAUUUCUCGUUGGGGCUUCUUGUUGCUGACUUCUAGCACAGUGGCCCUGUGCUCUUGCUGAAUACACCAUGCAACUAUUCCUGCAGGGUAAACGAGGAAAAUGAGUGAGGUGAACAAUGACUUAACAAAGCCCAAAGGGACGGGCUUAGCUCAUUUUUGCUUUUUCUGCACCUUUGAGGGUUGGAACCCCCUCCUCAAAAGGAAGGGAGGAAGGUAGAAUUCUUCAUAUUCUAACAAAGUGCCUCAAGAGCUACCUAGUGCCCACCAGUGUUCUGGAUCACCUACAAAAUUGGUGUAGAUCAGAGCGCUUUAAUACAAAGCACAGUGUGAAUGCCUAUGACAGGCUUGAAAACAACAACCUGUUUGGUGAAUAAAAUUGGCCUCCAGGUGGCCAGCCACAAAUAACUAACAAAUAUAUGUGUGGGCAAGUGGGCAAGCUGCCUUGAAGGGUUUGUUGAUAAGGCUUGGUUUGGCUCUAAAUGAGGAUGCUGGAAGGGCAGCCACCCUGCCUGUUGUGAGGCACAAUGGGGGCUGAAUGGUUCUCCAGGGUGGCAGGAGGCUUUUGUCCCUUGACUUCCGGUUCUUCUUCCAUGGUGCCCCACAUGACUUCAGAGCAUAUUUCUUUAAUCCUGACCUUGGCCCUAGUACCAGGGCCUAGCAACCCUCAAGCAAUUGCUGGGACCUCUGCUGUCCCAGCAGCCUCCACCAGUACUGACACUUGCACAUGACACUUGCACCUUCCUACUGUGGGUUGUCUAGCUCUUGUUUAAGCAUUUUAUAUUCCCAUUUAAUGUCUCACAAUACCCCAGAGUUAUGCUGUGCUGGAGGAAUUGUGGGAAAUGUCAAAUGGUGGCCUGUAGGUGCCCACCCCAGCUGCCAUGGAGGGACCUGCCAAUGUAAGGGGACUCUCAAAUUUGGAGCUGGCCCUGAAAAGUUGUAAGUACACCACAAAAGUGGGGGGGGGUCCCCCAAGCAAUAGUUAACAACCUCAUUAUGUUCACUCAGGUUAGUUCCCUUGCCUUUCUUUGCUUUCCCAGCUUGGCCUUUGGGGAGCUGAGCUGCUCUGAUCAUGUGACUCAUCACAUGAUUAUAUCUAAGUUCUAGUUCUCCAAACUUGGAGCAAAACUGGAUUGAAGCUGGGCUCCUCUUUAGCAUAUAUGCAAUUGUUUUGCACUAGCAGCUUGCCUUUUAAAUAAAGGGUGGUAGAUAUUUGUGUUUAGGGCUACUUCCCUCCCCAUUACUGUUUUAGGUAUACCCCACAAUGGCUUUUGUGCGUGCCUAAAAAAUGUAUGAUUGUGAACUUAACACAAGUUUGCAAAAAGAGCUAGUUCACACAUGCCUUUUCAUCUCCAGCAAAGCAUCGCGUGGAGAUCUGCACAUGUGAACAGGCUGCCAUCAACCUCAAAAAGAGAUCACACAUCAUCUCUUAACAUAGUGCUUUUUUAAAAA